AUGCGCUAUUCACUGUCUCUGUGCAUCAUAUAUACUCUCCCUCCCACUAUUUCUCUUUCUCACUCCCUCACUGUAUCUGUUUCAUGUAUUGUUUCUCACUCACUCAUUCUCUUUCCCUUGCAAUCUCUUUGCCUUAUUCAUCGUGUCUUUCUCUCUCACUCAUUAUGUCUUUUUCACUUAAUAUCUCUCUUUCUCAUUCAUUAUCUCUCUCACUCGUUCUCCUUGUUUCUAUCACUUACUAUCUCUUUUUUUCAUUCAUUCUUAAUAUCUCUCUUUUCAUUUAUUCUCUCUCUCUCUCUCUCGCUGUCUCUUUCUCAUUCAUUGUCUUUAUCUCUCUGUCGCUCAUUCUCUUACUUUCUCUCUCACUCACUAUAUCUGCCUCAAGGACAGUCUCACUCAUUCUCUUUCUCUCUCAUUGACUAUCUAUCCGCCACAUGCAUUCUCUCUCUCUCUCUCUCUCUCUCAUUCUCUUUUUCUCUCAAUUAUUGGCUCUUGAUUUCAUGUAUGACUGCUCUCCUACUCAUUCUAUUUCUCUAUCACUUACUCUCUUUCUCUCACAUCUAUUGUCUUUCACUCAUUCAUUCUCCUUUUCACACACUCACUUCUUUCUACCCUAUGCAUUCUCUCUCACUUACACAUCUUACUCUCUCACUUACUUUCUCUCUUUUUCUCAUUCAUUGUCUCUCACUCUCUGUCACACAUAUUCUAUCUCUCUUACUAUCUCUCAUUGUCAUGCGUUGUCUCUCUCUCAGUCACUCAUUCUCUUUCUUUUUCUCACUUACUAUCACUCUUUUAUAUUCAUUGUCUCUGUCAUUCAUUCUAUUCUCUCUCACGCUUCCCGUUUCGCUUUCCAUUUAUUGUCUCUAUCUCUUUAUCAAUAUCUCUCUCUCUCUUUCUCUCUUGAUUACUGUUUCUCUCCCUUAUGUAUUCCAUUACUCUCUCUGA
Acanthosepion pharaonis is the source of this 945-nucleotide messenger RNA. NCBI's taxonomy places the organism in Eukaryota, Metazoa, Mollusca, Cephalopoda, Sepiida, Sepiidae. The record is from the annotation of a GenBank genome assembly.